UUUAAGUUUCGAUUCCAGAGAAGCGAAGCGACGCGGCGAACCGAAACCUGUGAAACGGAAGUGAACCUACAGCUGACGGUGUGAUGUUCACUCUCUAAACUAAAUACACGAAACACUUGACGUUGAUUUUACUGAUGUCUGAAUUGCGCUGCUGGUUUCUCUCAAAACUUGGUGUGAGGGACCUCCGCUUCGGAAUGAGAGGCCUCACCAACUACCGUCUGUCCUGCUGUGUGAACACUUUACUGCAGACCUUCUCUGCUACCUGGGAACUAGCCGACCUACUGGACAAGUGGGAAGCGGCCGGUGUGAGAGACAGUCGUAAUGUCCCCCUGCAGCUAAAGAAGGUUCUCGCGGCCAUGAGGAGCGACCACCCUCAGCCUGCUCCCCAUCAUGACUUCCUCCACUGUCUGGACAGAAACUGCCUUCGCCUUUCUGUGCAGCAUGAUGCUGAUGAGGUGUUCCUCUCAAUCCUGAACUUCAUGCAACAGCAGAUGGAUGACAAAAAGCUGGCUCUUGAAAUCCAGAAUCUGUACAAGAUUUCUGUAGAGACGCGCGUGCAGUGUUUAGAGUGUACCUUCGUCCAGACUCAUACCAGCUACCUGCUCAGCCUGCCUCUGCAUAUAAAGGAAGAGCCCAAUUAUCUGGAAGGCUGCAUGACCUCCUUCUUUGUGCAUCAGGAGCUACGGGGCAUAGAUUGCUGCUUUUGUGAACAAUGUGGAAAGAAGACUCCAUCUAAACAGGAUGUCAAACUGCUCUCCCUGCCUCCUAUCUUGUGCGUGCACCUGAAAAGGUUUCGGAAUAGCUGUGGUCAAACCUGGAAACUUGAUUGCAGUGUUAUCUUUCCAGAAAACUUUGACUUCUCUGAGAUUCUUAAAGAUGCGUUCUCCCCAGACUUUGCCCAGAAUGACUGCAAGUACACUUUGCAUGCAGUGGUAGUGCACUCUGGUUAUGCAAUGUCCGGGCACUAUACUGCCUACGUUCGUCACAGGGUGAACCAGCGCUGGUACUAUGCAGAUGACAGCCACGUAGAACAGGUCACCUGGGAAAAUGUGAAGACAUCAUAUGGAGGACGUUUCAGACACACAGCAUACAUGUUAAUGUACAGAAGAAGUUCGAAAAAGGAGGGACGACAACCUGAAUUUUCCAGCUGAGAAGAUGGAUGCGGAUUAAUUAUCCUGGGGUCACAGUGCAAUAUGGGAAUAUAAACACACGAAUAUAAUUAUUUACUUGAAAUUAUUUAUUGUAAUAUUUGAUUUUGUUGUACAUGUUGAAUGGUUUUAUAUUCAAUUAUUUUUCUGACCUGAAUAUAGCUCAUUCAGAUUGAACAUCAGCACAGUCAUAUCUGCCAAACACCAGUAGGUGGCGUUGAAGACUCAAAACAGUGAAGGGUUUUCCACUCAGACCACACACACUGUGAACACACUCAAUGAUACUGGGGGGUUGGUUUGAAGAGAAUGCUUAGCUUAGAUAUUCACUGUUUGGGGGGAAAUACCUGCUAUAGGACUAAGUGUUCAUUUUCCUGACACUGCUGUAUAAUAUAUGAGUCAUCCAUGGAGAACAAUGAAUUAAUUUUUUUCUCAUUUGGGCUACCAAAAACAACAAUGCUCCUUCAGCAUCUCACUCUGAUUUGUAUGUAUUGCAUUUUCUAGCUACCUGCAGGCCUUUUACACUAUAUUACGAAAAGGAUUUGGAAUUAUACACCUUGAUGUUUUUAGCUCUUCUUCAUACAUCAACACCAGCACAUCUCCCACCACCUGAGCUCAAAAUAUACAUGUAUGCGCUGAAGGUACUGAAAAGUGCCUGUUCUGUAUAUAUUUGUUUUGAAAAUGUAUUGGGGAAACCAUCUUACAAUAAAAAGAGGUUAAACGUU
Siniperca chuatsi (mandarin fish) is the source of this 1870-nucleotide messenger RNA. RefSeq names its product ubiquitin specific peptidase 18 (gene usp18). Gene Ontology annotation, biological process: protein deubiquitination. NCBI's taxonomy places the organism in Eukaryota, Metazoa, Chordata, Actinopteri, Centrarchiformes, Sinipercidae. Gene Ontology annotation, cellular component: cytosol; nucleus. The coding region runs from base 135 to 1151 and encodes 338 amino acids. The record is from RefSeq and is a predicted model, not a curated record. Gene Ontology annotation, molecular function: cysteine-type endopeptidase activity; cysteine-type deubiquitinase activity. The transcript has 10 exons.